Rotaria socialis is the source of this 1752-nucleotide messenger RNA. Lineage: Eukaryota; Metazoa; Rotifera; Eurotatoria; Philodinida; Philodinidae. The record is from the annotation of a GenBank genome assembly.
AUGUUGUCGUUGGCUAAUCUUGCAUCGAAUAUUAUUGAUCGAGAAGCUUUUGCUGCAUGUACAAACGAUUUUUCUCGUAUAACAUGUCUUCUAUCAUGUUCUGAAUUUGUUUCACUUCUUAAAAAAUCCUCGGCAUUACUAGAUGAACAAACAACAUGUUUAAAAUGCGUUAAAACAUCGACCGAAUUUCGUGAAAAAGGUAACGAAGCUUAUGCAUCAAAUAAUAAUCAAAUUGCAUUAUCAUUGUACAACCAAGCCAUACGUUAUGCUCCAUCUUAUUCACGCGAACUUUCACUUGCUCUAGGAAAUCGAUCGGCAACAUUAUUUAAUCUUAAAUAUUAUCAUUUAGCAUCACAAGAUAUACAUCGUGCUCUUGAUCUUCUAUCAUCGAAUGAAGAAGAUGAUGUACGUCGACAACGUCUUGAACAACGUUUACAACAAUGUCUUAGAAGUAAAGCUGAAGAUGAACAAAUAAUCGACGAUGACAAUACUCAAUUAGAACAUGAACUUGAACAAUUGAAAUUAAAUCAAACAUUCAAUACUAAUUAUCCAAGUUUAACAUCGCAUGCUGAUAUUCAUAGUUCACCAGAUCGUGGCCGACAUGUUGUCUCAGCGAAUAAUUCAUCAAUAUUAAAACCUGGCACAAUUAUCUUAAUUGAAAAGCCAUAUGCUUCUGUUUUAUUACCGUCGGCAUGGUUAACUCAUUGUCAUAUGUGUUUACGUCGAAUUCAACUUAUCGUAUUUGCCUGUUCUCAAUGUACACGUGCCGUUUAUUGUUCAUUCGAUUGUCUUCAAAGUUCUAUACUUUGGCAUGCAUUUGAAUGUCGGCUUACAAUCGAUCGUCUUGAUAAAAUGCAAUUAUUAGCAUUACGUUUAAUAACUAAAACUGGAUGGCGAGAAUUAUUUAAAAAUAAAGUACAAUUUGAAAAUUAUCUCAAAGGAAAUAAAAUAGAAAAUGAAACGGACAAAACUUAUCAAUGGGACAAUUAUGAAAACAUAUUAAAAUUAGAAACAAAUUCACAUAAACGUUCAGUGGAUGAUUUAUUACAACGAUCUAUUCAAGCAUGUAGUAUUGGUAUUUCACUUAUCGGUAAUACGUCAUUUAGUCAUCAAGCAUAUGAAAAUUUAGACUAUCAAAUAUAUAUUUGUUCAUUACUCUUAUCUCAUCUACAAUCAUUACCAUGUAAUGCACAUGAGAUAUCAGAAUUUAUCUACCAUCGUUCAUCGCCACUAUCAUCAUCGUGCAAUGAAAUAGGUGCAGGUAUAUAUGCAACAUUGAGUUUAUUUAACCAUUCGUGUAAUCCAAAUGUAAUACGGAAUUUUAUUGGUGAUACUGUACUAGUUCGUCUUCUUAGUUCGAUAUCAUCGAAUAAUAUUGAAUUAGUAGAUAAUUAUGGUUGUUUAUCAGCAACAAUGGCUAAAGAAGAACGGCAAAAGAAACUUGAUGAACAAUAUCAUUUUCAAUGUCAAUGCCAACCAUGUAUUGAACAAUGGCCAAAUUAUGAUCGAUUAUCCGAGGGAACUGGUGAAAAAAAUAUAAUAUCAAAACCAUUCGAUGAAGCAUUCCAACGGUUAAUACAAGGAGAAAUACCUUCAGAAGAUGAGUUACAUACAUUCGAAGACUUCAUUGCUCAAUGCGACGAACAGAUGCCAGGAGAUAAGACAAUUAAAGGCAAAGUUUAUAAUAAUGCUCAAGAAGCAUAUAAGCAAUGUUUAAAUUUUUUCUAUCAUUCAAUUUUUAUCGAAGAUUAG